This is a messenger RNA of Candoia aspera, 4685 nucleotides long. RefSeq names its product oligophrenin 1 (gene OPHN1). The transcript has 24 exons. Gene Ontology annotation, molecular function: GTPase activator activity; protein binding. Gene Ontology annotation, biological process: regulation of endocytosis; signal transduction; negative regulation of proteasomal protein catabolic process. Bases 30 to 2441 code for a protein of 803 amino acids. Gene Ontology annotation, cellular component: cytoplasm; dendritic spine; actin cytoskeleton. Lineage: Eukaryota; Metazoa; Chordata; Lepidosauria; Squamata; Candoiidae. The record is from RefSeq and is a predicted model, not a curated record.
CCCGCCCCGCCGCGCCCCGCCGCGCCGCCAUGGGGCACCCGCCGCUGGAGUUCAGCGACUGCUACCUGGACAGCCCGGACUUCCGCGAGAGGCUCAAGUGCUACGAGCAGGAGCUGGAGCGGACCAACAAGUUCAUCAAGGACGUGGUCAAGGACGGGAACGCGCUCAUCGGGGCUAUCAAAAAUUAUUCCUUGGCUGUCCAGAAAUUCUCCUUGACGCUUCAGUCCUUUCAGUUUGACUUCAUUGGGGACACUUUGACGGAUGAUGAAAUCAACAUCGCUGAAUCAUUUAAGGAAUUUGCUGAGCUGCUCCAAGAGGUGGAACUUGAGAGGUCCAUGAUGGUACAAAAUGCCAGUAAUUUGUUGAUCAAACCUCUGGAAAAAUUCCGUAAGGAGCAAAUUGGAUUCACCAAAGAGAGGAAGAAGAAAUUUGAGAAGGAUGGUGAGAAGUUUUACUCCAUGUUGGAUCGUCACUUGAGUUUAUCUUCAAAGAAAAAGGAAUCUCAACUGCAGGAGGCUGAUUUGCAGGUUGAUAAAGAACGGCACAUUUUUUUUGAAUCUUCUCUGGAAUAUGUGUAUCAAAUCCAAGAAGUGCAGGAGAGCAAGAAAUUCAGUAUUGUAGAGCCCGUGUUGGCUUUUCUUCACAGCCUCUUCACUUACAACAACCUGACCGUGGAGCUCACCCAAGAUUUCCUUCCAUACAAGCAACAGCUUCAGCUCAGUUUGCAAAAUACAAGGAAUCAUUUCACCAGUACUCGUGAAGAGUUGGAAGACCUCAAGAAAAGAAUGAAAGAAGCUCCGCUAACCUGCAAGUUACCUGGCAAACCAACCAUUGAGGGAUACCUUUAUUCACAAGAAAAAUGGGCACUGGGGAUCUCCUGGGUCAAAUACUACUGCCAGUAUGAAAAGGAAACAAAGAUGUUAAGAAUGACACCCAUGGAGCAGAAACCAGGAGCGAAACAAGGCACCACUGUGCAUUUGAUUCUGAAAUCCUGUGUGCGAAGGAAGACUGACUCCAUAGACAAAAGGUUUUGUUUUGACAUUGAGACAGUUGAGAGAUCUGGUCCUAUCACCUUACAAGCUCCCUCAGAAGCCAACCGACGGCUCUGGAUGGAGGCCAUGGAUGGGAAAGAACCGAUCUACCACAGCCCCAUCACCAAGCAGGAAGAAAUGGAACUGAAUGAGAUUGGCUUCAGAUUUGUCCGGAAAUGCAUCAAUGCAGUAGAGACCAAUGGAAUCACAACUGAAGGGGUCUAUCGAACCGUUGGGAGCAAUAUUCAAGUCCAGAAGCUCUUGAAUGCUUUCUUUGAUCCUAAGUGCCCUGGGGAUGUGGAUUUCCAAAACAAUGACUGGGACAUCAAGACUAUUACUAGCUCCUUGAAGUUUUACCUGAGGAACCUCUCUGAACCUGUCAUGACAUACAAACUUCACAAAGAAUUGGUCUUGGCUGCCAAGUCUGAAAACCUGGAUUACAGGCUGGGAGCGAUUCAUUCCCUGAUUUAUAAACUCCCUGACAAGAACCGAGAAAUGUCCGAACUCCUCAUCAGACAUCUGGUCCAUGUGUGUGAACACAGCAAGGAGAAUCUCAUGUCCCCAUCCAACAUGGGGGUGAUCUUUGGCCCCACCCUCAUGCGUGCACAAGAGGACACGGUGGCAGCGAUGAUGAAUAUUAAGUUCCAGAACAUUGUGGUGGAGAUUCUCAUUGAGCACUUUAACAAGAUCUAUUCUGGGCCUCCUGAAGACAAUGCUGCACCUCCUGUACCACCUCCACGGGUGGCCACUCGAAGACAUAAGCCCAUCACCAUUUCCAAACGUCCUCUGAGAGAGAGACCCAUCUUCUUUGGAGGUUCUGUGCAAGAAAGUGAAGAAGAGGACAGCUGCGGCCUGACUCCUAAUGGUGUAAUUGUUGCCACUGGCCCUGAUGCUCCUAAGCCACUCCAGCGUAGCAAACUGCAGAGGCCGGGAGAACUUGAGCCAGGAAGGCCCAGCUCAGAAAACCAUGGAACUGUGGAACCAUGUGCAGAGGUGGAUGUUGGGAAGCUGGUGUCCAGGCUCCAGGAGGGAGGAGCAAAACUUUCCAGUAAAUCCACAAACAGUGUCAUGCCAACUCCAAAUUCUCUGAAGGCUUCUAGCCUACACAUCAAGAGGCCUGCUUUAAGACCUGGGGUAGGCUGCAAAGAAGGUGAAUAUGAGAGCUUCACUAAGGUGCGGUUGCCUGGGGAGAAACCGGUCAUCACGCGUCCUCCAAUGCGACCCCCGGAUCCUCCCUGCAAGGCCCUGGUGCCACAGAAGGCAGAUCCCAAGGCGGACCCGGUGGUGGGGACAGCAGCAGACGCCCCCUCCUCAGUAGUGGCCUCCAGGGCAAAGUUCUUCGAGGCAGCUUCCUUCAGGAGAGGCAGUUCUUCCUGUCCCCAGGGCAGAUUCCCAAAUGAGGAGGGAUGAAGGGCUCCAGACUUCCGCAUGGCUGACCCUGGAUCGCCCCAGAUGGAUUUGUAACAUGUGGCAAGCAUUCUGUAAAUCAGCUCGUAUGCCGGCCCUGUCUUUGAGCGUACCAUUGUGAACAUCUUGCCCUGCUGCAAGAGAAGCAGGCCCAUUCUUGGGGGGACAGUAGUUCCACCUUGCUGCUAAGCGCUCAAAAAGGCAGAAGCAGCAGUCAGGCCAUUUGCUCCUCAUUCUCCAUCACUCCAGGCUUCUCCCACUCCCUGUCUCCAGAACAUGCUGCUUUCCCCUUCAGUGUUUGGUGGCAGCUGACAUGGAGCAGCCGAAGAGGGAUGCGUCAUUGGUUUUGGAGAUGGGGCAGAGCCACUACGACCAGCCUCUUACAAGGCCCCUCUGAACUUAGCAAAGAGUUGCUAUCUGGACUUGGGAACUGGGCUGUGGGUACCUUCUCUGCCUCAGAAGGUUUCUUACUGUGGGUGGCUUCAGAUGUGCCACCUUAAGUUCUGUUUUCUUUUCAAGAACUGAGAUAUUGUGUCUGUGCAUGUGUGUGGGGUUAGGGUUAGGAUGGGGUGGGGUUGUUACUCAUAAAAGACUGAAAACAUUCCUGACUGGAGAGAUGGCUCAGUCUGUAAGCCCUCCAUACAUCUUACUGGGUGUGCUUGCACAACCAGCAGAUGUUCCAGAGUGAAUGGUAGGAGGAGAACAUUGGUUCCUGUCUCAAAUGAAGAUUUUUGAAGCCAGGAUGCUCCAUCCCAAAGAGAAUGGCACUGGAAAUUGAAGAAAUCAAUUGCACACCUCUGUGAGGGUAUUUUCCCUAAUGUCCAAAGCAGCUUCAAGACAUUCCAGAUUGUUUUGCUUUUUGUUAGACCACAUUCCACUCCUCCAUCUUGCCUCAUUUUCUUCCCAAGGGGCCAUUUCCAGCUGGCUGCAGAAUGAGAUGAGACACUGCAUUCAGAUCUGCUUUUAUUCAGCAGCCAAAGGAAGAAAGAGCUGCUGUGGAUGUCAAGAACUGAUUUGUAAUUGUGUGUGUGCCUGCACCUGUAUGCUCACCUGCAGUAGGUCAAGGAGUGACAUCUCUCUCCCUCAGAUGUCUGGGGGAGAUGGCAUAGGACCUUUCAGCAUCUCAGCUGGGAUUCUCUUUCUCCAAGCUCCAGUUUGGAUCUUCACAUAGUCGUUGGACAUCACCCUCUCUAGGAUUUCCCAUCCCGUGGACCAGUAGUUGGUUCUCUGCUAGGAACUUGGAUAAAGCACUUACUUGGAUACUUUGGCAUUGGAGGAUUGGGUUCACCCUGUAAGAGUGUCUCUGGGGACCAAGGAAGAAAGCAUCUAGUUAAUACAUUUUAGCCAUGCUUUGCAGAUACAACAAACAGAGUUGUGAACUUUUUGGAGUGGUCCUGGAUUGCCAGAUUUGGGGCCCUUUCUGUUUUAUAAGGUUGAUAUUCGUACCAUACCCACUAUACUAGCAGACAUAAAUAAUUAUUUCUGCAGAAGUCAGCAGGGAAUACUAUGUUGAUAUGCACACAUGCCUUGCAGAGGUGAAGGAAGUGUGUAUGUGCUUCAUUCCCAUGUUUUUGUUACCUGUGUGCUGUCAGAUGUCUACUUGAACUCUCUGAAGUUGCUGAUCAAAUAGAGAAGGUUGUCCAGUUUGUGAAGUCUGAGUUCUUAAUAGCCAGUAUAAGUUGGAUAGAAUAUCUGAAGAUUGAUUUAGUGAUACGAGAAAGCCAGCGUGUCCCUGGCAGGGUGUUGUCAGUCCAACCUAGAAGCCAUAGAUCAAAGCUCUCUUCUCCUUGAGUAGUGUGUGCUCAUGAGGUUGCAGUGACCUCCAGAAAGUCAAAGCAUCAGGCUAACAUCACAGGUCGAUCUGCAUUUCCAAGUAAUCCAUUAAUGGAUUAUGCUGAUACCAUUAAUUACUACUGUGGGAAAUGAUUGAUCCCAGAGAGUAGAAGCUGAGACAUGCAAGGUAGUUCUGCACUGCAGAUUUUGAAAGCUAACUGUUGCAAUUUCUUUCUGCGCAAAGGGUGGGGUGCUUUGCUCCCAAAUGACUGUGUGAUGAUCACACCUGUGAAAUUGGUACAUCUCAAACCUGCUUGUGUCAUAAGCUAAAGAUGCCCAGCACUUCAAUUCUCUCCGUUUGCGAAUUUAAAGGCACCUAAAGUAACUUCCACCCGGUGUACUUUUGCCUGGUAAAAGAGUAGAUUAGUUGUAAUAAUGUUUAUAAAGUUUCCAUGGAUUAAAAAAUCCACCUGA